GGAACCUUUGAUGUGAUGCUUGAUAUUUUUGUGUUUUUUAGAGCCUUGGUUUACAGUAUGUGAACUCUUACUGUAUCUCUUUUGUAUCUCUGCUCUUAAACAAUAAUAAUCUACUAAAUAUCAUAUAUCAUAGGGUUUCAGACUAACACACAUUUAUGCUUGGUGAGGAGUACAUGGAAUCAUAGAGACUUCUGAUGUUAAAUUUAAACUUCCAGGAGCAUUAACAGCCCUGUUUAGUCUGCUUUAAUCCAGCCAUAGUUUGUUUUCUGAGAAAGUCUGGUUUGAUUGAGGAUGCUUAAUCAACAUCUGAUACAGACCAAAAAAGCAAACUCUGGUCCGUCUACAAACCUCGGCCCCAGUUUGAAGUGAACUUGGGUGCGAACGCUAAUUGGACAGGAGAUCACUCCAAAAGCAGGAAGCAUACUGUAGUGCAGGGCAUGUGAGUAAAUGCAACCAAAAAAACACAAAUCUAUCUAGUGGGAGAAAUGGCUGUGGGCUUUUGCCAAAGACAAAAGAGAAAUCUCUAACCACUAAAAUCUCAUUUGUUUACAUACAGCAGACAUGAGGCUGGGGUCAAAGUUCACCGUCGAGCUUUACAGAUACUUUAUCUUUUCUGUUUCAUAAAAUACAUAUAGGGUUAGGGCUAGAUUUUUGUCAACCAAAACUUCUAUUUUCUCUUUUUUCUUUUAGAAAGUCUGAAUCUCUGUGUUUGACAGGAAUUUAGCAGCAACAGAAAUUAUUUUUUUUUUUGGUCUAACUGAGCAAGAGCAAGUGAGAUUAACGGGAGUAAAAUGGUUAAAUAAGCUCUCUAUUUCAUCCAAGUGUCAAGCUUGUUAAAAAGAUGGAGUAGGAAAAGGAAAAAAAAUAAAGUGCUAAAGAAAAAUAUGUCAGGUGAAGCAAAACUGAGUAAAAACAAAGAGCAAGAAUCAUACAAUGAUGUCGCUGCGAUGAAACUAUCAACAUUAUCCUGGCAGCCGGAUUGCUGCGGUGCUGCAGGCGCGAUGUGACUUCCUGUUUGUUGCUGCAUAGAGGAAGUAAGAGGCCCCUCGAGGAUGGUCUGAAGUGUGAAGCAGAUUUGUGAGUAUUUUUGUUUGGUGGAACAAGAUGAUUCAAGCGUGAAAAUGGAUGCAUAUGCAUUAAGCUAACAUGUGUGAGUUCUUGCUAACUUCUUCAUUUUGUUUUUGGCAUUAAAUAAAAAGCCAAAGUCAGAAACUUUAUCUUUUUACUUGCUUUUGUUCUUUUCAAAUUGUCUAAGAAGUAAGUUCUAAAGGCUUGAUUUAGAAGUUAAAAACCAGAGAGAAUUGGGAUGGGGCACUAGCUAUCUGGGAUUUGUUUGGUCAUGUGAUUGUGAUAGUAAUGUAGCAUGGGAUUGUGGGAUAUUUUACUGAAGCAGAGCAGCAUCAUCUGCAGUGUAGUCAUUUUCUAAAGAUGUUGAAAGAGUAAUAAAAUAACUAUAAUGGUAAAUAUAGGUUAUCAACCACAGAUAAAAUAAUAAUAUAGGUUUUGGCCUAGAUUUUCAUAUAAUUUUAUUUUUGUUGCAAUAAAUACCAGAACUUAUUUUUAGAAAGUUUUUUUGUCCCCAUCAACCAGCCGUAGUGUGACGGUCUCAGGCUCUUCCAGGACUGAGGAGCAGCAAUGGAUUUUGCCAGUUGGAGGAUUUCUCUUUUGUUUUUGGCUAAACACCAGGAGCCAUUUCUCCCCCUAGUGCUAACUUAGUGUAUUUGUUUUGGUUGUAUUUACCCAGAAUGUCCUGUGCUGUACUCCACUUCCUGCUUCUGGAGCGGUCUCCGGUACCCUUAGUGUUCACAUACGCAUUCAAACCGAACCAGAGUUCACUUCAACCAAAACCAGACCAAGAUUUUUAGGCAGAUCGGUCUUUCUUUUUUUUGAUCCGCAUCGGAGUUCGAUUUACAUUCACACGUACCCAAACAAACCAAACUUUCUAGACAAAUUAGAGUUGGAUAAAAGCGGAAUAAAAAUAUAAGACUCUAGUUUCCAGCUAUCACAGAGCUUGACUUGUCGCAGCAACUAUGACACAACCAGUCAGAAGCUUUAGGGAACAAUUGCUGUUUCACACAGUCAAGUUGGUUUAAAUUGCUCUUUUACUUCAUUUAACGAAAUCAUCCAUCCAUCCAUUUUAUUACAUCCUUAUCCCAUUGAGGUCAGGAGGGGUGCUGGUGUCUAUCUCCAGUUGUUAACAGAGGAGAGGCGGGGUUCACCCUGGACAGGUCGCCAGACCAUCACAGUUUGAGGAAUCCAACGCAGAAAGAGACCAGCUAAGAGCAGAAGAUGCCAGCCCCGCCUCCGCCCCCACCCCCAGGGCCACCGCCGCCUCCCACUCUGGCUCUGGCCAACACAGAAAAGCCGACACUGAGCCGAACUCAGCAGCAGGGACGCGGCGCUCUUCUGUCCGACAUUUGCAAAGGCACCAGACUAAAGAAAGCCGUCACAAAUGACCGCAGUGAACCCAUUUUCGACAAACCCAAAGGAGGAGGUGGAGGCAGUGGUGGAGGCAGUGGUGGAGGUGGUGGUGUGGGUGGGGGUUUUGGUGGUGGGUCUCCUGCUGGUUUAGGAGGCCUCUUUGCAGGAGGGAUGCCAAAACUGAGGUCUGCCACAAACAGAGACAAUGACUCAGGCCCCAGUCGUGGGCCUGUUCUUCCUCCAGGUUCCCGUUCCGGUGGACCCAGCCCUUUCGGCAGUGGUGGCAGUCCAUCCGGACCACCUAAGCUGCCAGGUAUCCCUGCUGUGCCUCGUGGCGGUGCCCCUGAUCUCCCAAAGGGCCGUCCUAAUUUCUCGUCCAGACAGGACACUUCAGGUGGACCGCCUCCUCCAGUACCCAACACCCCUAGGCCACCCCAGAGCCUCCCGUCCCGUGGGGGGCCCUCUCCGCCAUCGCUCCCUUUAGGACCGAGGCCCAGUCACGCCAGCUCCCCAGUGCCGCCCAGUGUUCCACCAGGGAGGCAUGGGUCUCUUCCUCCCCCGCCCCCAUCAGGGGGCUCCUCCGGUGGCCCACGGUCGAGCUUCUCCGUGCCCCCUCCUCCACCUUCAAACAGCAGCCGACCUCCCUUACCUCCAGCUCCAGGAGGGAGGCCUCCGCUUCCUGACGACCGACCACCGCCACCUCCGGCUCCUGUAGGAGGUCACCGACCAUCGAUGCCCCGCGAUAUGCCCCCUCCUCCCCCGUCCGUCAACUCCAAACCUUCUGCAUCACCUUCCUCAACGGGUCGCUCCCCAGCUGGAAGUGGUGUGCCCCCUCUGCCUCCGGGACGACCAGGCCCGCCUCCGAUCCUACCUAGCCAAGGAGGAGAGGACCAAAACACACCCCGCCUGCCCCAGAGGAACAGCUCACUCAACAGCCACACUCCAGCACCCCCUUCUGGUCGAUCAGGACCUCUCCCUCCUCCUCCAAAUGAGAGACCGCCAUCUGUUGGAAGAAACCAGUCGUCACCUCGCACAGGUCCUCUUCCUCCACCACCUCCUUCAGGUCGCAGCAUGGGCGGAGGCAGCUUAACCCAAGCUGCCCCGCCUAUCGGUCGGCCGGGCCCGGAGCCUCCUCGUGGAGGCAGUAGGCCCCCCCUGCCACCAGACAGGCCCGUUGGGGGACUACCACCUCCACCACCGAUGGGGAACGGCUUCCAAAACUCUCACCACAACCAAAUGCAAGAUGACUUUGAGUACAGGUUCACCUUUCAUCCCAUUUCGGACCUUCCUCCACCCGAACCCUAUGUGCCCUCACAGAAAACCUACCCCAGUAAGAUCUCUAAGACUGAGAGCAAAGGUUCUGGUAAAAAAGAGCGAGGAGCUCCUCCCCUCCCCCCUAUACCCAGGUGAAGUAAAGAUGGCUGCCUCCACAACACUGGGACCUACCACCUUUUCUUCAGAUCUCUCUCUUUCUCAGUUUACCAGAAGUCCUCAUGUGAGGACCACAAGGGGGCAGGGCUCCAGGAAUUCAAAUAAAAGCACAGUGGAGUUCACGCCAUGUGCCUCUGUAGUAGAGAAAUGAUGACCUGGAAACUCUUUAUAUCAUAGUACAUUUAUGCUCUGGGGAAAAUUAUUUGUUUUGUGUUUUUUUUUUCUUUUUUACAUUUACAAUCAUGCUGUUCCUAGAAGGCUUGAUUGAUUUUGAUACUUAAAUUCUGUUUUUGUAUGAUUCUAUUUCCUCUGUUUUCCGUCGAUUCCAUAAGUGAGUUUUAGAUUUUUAUAAACAAGCCAAACGUUUUGAGGAGAAUAUGAACGCUGCGUCUUUCUGUUCUGAUUGUAAAUAUAAAGGUAAAUAUGUCCAGGUGGCUUUUUUUUUUAAUUGAUAAAUCCAUUGUGGUACAUCACCCACCCUUCCCUUUCCCCAUUCACUUUGCUUGAAAUGGUAAAUGAAAGGUGGCAACUGUGUGAACGCUUCAGGAAAUCAAUCAAGGUGCCUUGGAUUCAGACAAAGACAAAGUUUAAAUGAUCUCGGCCUCCCUGUGUUGCCAAAGCCACAUUUGCCUCUACAGCAUGAAUGUAGACUUAGCGUUUUUCACCAGUUUGUUUUGUGCUACAACCACUGGAGCGGUACGUUUUGAGUUUGCGAGGAUGCUUGAUGUGUUUUCAUGGACGUUUCUGCAGAGUUUUACAUCAUGAGUGAAAAAUUUAACUGAAUAUUGUUUUGUUAAAUUCUCUUGAUGCACAGCAAAGAGUCUGUAUGUAUCUGUGAUGUAAUCAGCCAAUACUGAACUAUGGAUAAGUUAAGUUUGCAGUAUUAUGUUUGCUAUAAUGUUCUGCUUUGUUUUGUUUUAAAGAAAUGUUUUCAGUGAGGCUAUCAUAUGAAAGGAAACUAUUUGCAUUUAAAAUGCUGUACUUAAGCUUACUUUAGGUGAUAAAGGGGAGCGCUUUUAUUGAAUCAUACACCAAUAUUCCUGAACAAUUACUGUUACCAGAUAAACCGUAUUAUUCAUUUACAUAAAUGUACAAUAAAAUGGACAAAUGUA
Messenger RNA from Gambusia affinis (western mosquitofish), 4964 nucleotides. It is a transcript of the gene wipf1b, whose product is annotated as WAS/WASL interacting protein family, member 1b. NCBI's taxonomy places the organism in Eukaryota, Metazoa, Chordata, Actinopteri, Cyprinodontiformes, Poeciliidae. The coding region runs from base 2290 to 3831 and encodes 513 amino acids. The record is from RefSeq and is a predicted model, not a curated record. The transcript has 9 exons. Gene Ontology annotation, molecular function: actin binding.